AUGAGCGCUGGUAAAGGCAUGACAAACGGUUUGGUUCGCACUGAAAUUUUUCUCGUCCAUCCUUCCUCCUCUAAGGAGGCGCGGGAGCUUUAUGAGCGCUAUGAUGCGAUGGUUCUCAAUCAGAAUGAGGAUGAUGACAGUGAUGGUUGCUGCUGGAUGGCGUCGUAG
This is a messenger RNA of Plasmopara halstedii, 168 nucleotides long. RefSeq lists its product as uncharacterized. The transcript is spliced from 2 exons. Bases 1 to 168 code for a protein of 55 amino acids. Lineage: Eukaryota; Oomycota; Peronosporomycetes; Peronosporales; Peronosporaceae. The record is from RefSeq and is a predicted model, not a curated record.